AAUGAAGCGUGUAAAGUGAACCGAGAGCAGCACACUGCUGUACUCUCUCAGGAACAGAUUUAUCGAAAAGUAAGCUUUGCAAGUCGCGCACUUUCCCUUGCGCAAAACCUGCAGGACGCCUACAUGCGAGUUGCCCUGUGGAACCGAAAACCUGUGUUAAGACGAACGGCGCAAAAUGCGGCGUGUGUAAUAUGAAAGCUUGAUGGCCUUGGGUGGUCGGCACCAACUUAGCUCUCAGUCAGAGAAAUAUAUAUUUGAAGCUGUCGCGCCGCAGUUGCUCUGCGGGGUCCAACAUGGGAGGACUCAAAGUUGUGAUUUGCGCCCUGCUUCUCACCAGCUGUGCAACGGCAAAUGACUUCGAGAAAAUCGUGCUGGGCCAUCAAAAUUUCGGACGAGAGCUGUUUAAGCAAUUCUCGACAAGUCAAGGCAACGUUGUCGUUUCGCCUUUGAGCGCUUAUCUGGCGCUGGCACUAACACGGCUUGGUGCGAAAGGUGCGACCGAAGGUGAACUCAGCCAGGGACUCGGUCUCGAAUCGAGUAACCAGCAUGAUGCAGGCUUUUCCAGUUUGUUCAAGAGCUUAGAGACUAAAAAGGAUUUGAGCAAAGUUGUGGUGGCAAACAAAAUUUUCUUGAAUGAACAAUUUAGCCUCUCACCGACUUAUAAUGAAGGGGCAAAAAGAAUUUUCCACACAACGGCUGACAAGCUGAAUUUCAAGAACACUGAGUCUAUCGACAUUAUCAACAACUGGGUUAGAAACGUUACCAGGCACAGAAUUCACGGCAUAACUGAUAACCUCAAUGGGGACGCAGAGGUGCUCAUCCUGAAUAUGCUGUACUUUAGAGGCCCGUGGCGGUACCAAUUUUACGGUCCCUCUCAGCCCAGGCCUUUUUACGUGGACCAAGGAAAUGCGGUCGAUGCUCAAUUCAUGUCGAAAGAGGACUACUACAAAUACGCUGAUCUGAAGGAUUUGAAUACCGAACUUAUCGAGCUUCCAUACAAAGACCCGGAUUACAGUUUCGUGAUUCUGCUUCCCAAGGAGAAGAACGGACUGAGACAGUUGGAAAACUCAAUGCAAAGCAUUAAUAUCGAGGAACUCCUUAAAAAGGCUGUCGAUGAAGAAAUCACGCUCAAUUUGCCCAAAUUCCAAUUCCAGCUCGCUACCAGUCUGAACAAACCUUUGCAAAACAUGAACAUCAAAAGCAUUUUCAGCGACAACGCUGAUUUGAGUGGUCUCACUGGCACAGCUGGCCAAAGGCUGCGAGUGUCUGAAGUUUUCCAGAAAACACAUUUUGGAAUUAACGAAAACGGAACUGAAGCAGCUGCCUCUACCAGUAUUCAAAUAGUGGCCAUCUCCGCAAAGCUGAACGAGCACAUUAUCACUUGCGACCGCCCCUUUUUGUUCUACUUGAUGCACAAGAGGAGCAUCACCCUCUUCCAGGGUCGUGUUGUGGACCCAAGAUCUUAGAGUUGAAUCAGAUUCAAUAAAAUAUUUCUUAUACGUAAA
This is a messenger RNA of Cloeon dipterum, 1505 nucleotides long. Its product is annotated as serine protease inhibitor 42Dd-like. Gene Ontology annotation, molecular function: serine-type endopeptidase inhibitor activity. NCBI's taxonomy places the organism in Eukaryota, Metazoa, Arthropoda, Insecta, Ephemeroptera, Baetidae. The record is from RefSeq and is a predicted model, not a curated record. The transcript is spliced from 8 exons. The coding region runs from base 294 to 1466 and encodes 390 amino acids.